Endocarpon pusillum Z07020 is the source of this 369-nucleotide messenger RNA. RefSeq lists its product as uncharacterized. The record is from RefSeq and is a predicted model, not a curated record. The transcript has a single exon. Bases 1 to 369 code for a protein of 122 amino acids. NCBI's taxonomy places the organism in Eukaryota, Fungi, Ascomycota, Eurotiomycetes, Verrucariales, Verrucariaceae.
AUGUCCUACGAAAGCGACUACUUUUUCCGCCAAGUUUCCGUACGCUCGCAGCUCUCGCGGAUGCCUGGCCCCAGCGAUGAUUAUUUUGCACGGUAUGCGAUCCUGGCGAGCCUGGUAGAGACCCUUGUGGAUGCCUUCAAUUGGAAGAUGCAGCUGGGUAUCCGACGUGGUGAAGAGGCAGCCCUUGAUAGAUCUGUGAAUAGGGCAACGAAUUUUUCGAAGGAGGCUCCAAGUUGGACGAGGAAUAUUGGGGUGAUUGGGAAGCCCCCGAGCUUGAUAGACCGCGACAAAGAGCCUCAUGCAAAUCCGGAGGAGAACUUUUCGAAGAGGAAUAUUGAAGCCGGCGUAGGGUAUCUAUACACCGUGUGA